CACAGUCUUUUUCUUUCCACACCACACAGCCGCAAUCAUGGCCGUCGGAAAGAACAAGAGAUUGUCAAAGGGCAAGAAGGGUCUGAAGAAGAGGACCGAUCCAUUUGCCAGGAAAGACUGGUACUCCGUCAAGGCCCCAUCAACCUUCAACAUCCGCGAUGUCGGAAAGACUCUUGUCAACCGCACCACCGGUCUGAAGAACGCCAACGACGCUCUCAAGGGCCGCAUUUUCGAGGUUUCGCUCGCCGAUCUCCAGAAGGAUGAGGACCACGCUUUCCGCAAGGUCAAGCUGCGCGUCGAUGAGGUCCAGGGCAAGAACUGCCUGACCAACUUCCACGGACUCGACUUCACCUCCGACAAGCUGCGCUCGCUCGUCCGCAAGUGGCAAACCCUGAUCGAGGCCAACGUCGUUGUCAAGACCACCGAUGACUACCUCCUCCGCCUCUUCUGCAUCGCCUUCACCAAGAGACGACCAAACCAGAUCAAGAAGACCACCUACGCCGCCUCGUCGCAAAUCCGCGCAAUCAGGAAGAAGAUGACGGAUAUCAUGCAGCGUGAGGCCCAGGCCUGCACCCUCAGCCAGCUUACCACCAAGCUCAUCCCUGAGGUCAUUGGACGCGAGAUUGAGAAGAGCACACAGGGCAUCUACCCACUCCAGAACGUCCACGUCCGCAAGGUCAAGCUCUUGAAGGCACCCAAGUUCGACCUUGGUAACCUUCUCUCGCUCCACGGCGAGUCAUCCACCGACGACUCUGGCCAGAAGGUUGAGGGCAACAAGGAGUUCAAGGAGACGGUUCUCGAGGAGGUUUAAGCAGCUGGCAAGCUGCCGGAUGGCUGACUUUGGGCGAGACGGUUCACAUUUUGCACGUUGAAGGCGUUCCGAGAGAUGGGCGCUGAGAUGCAAAGCGAAUCUUAGCCUAGCAAAAUCAUUGAAACGUUUCACGCAAUGACUGUCUCUGUCGAAGUGCUGCCGGAAUGGGGUUCGGUCUGUGUCGGAAACGAGAAUCGUCAGCAGAACAGACAUGGCAACAACAUGACGUGACAGCUCAAUCGCAGGAAAUACGAACAGGAUGCCGUAUUUGUAGUAGGCUGUACAGUAGCGGCAUGUGACAACAUAGCGAUAUCCGCCCUAUGUACUGUAUUUUGCGAAUGGAAGACGAAGUCAAGUUCCAUUC
Molecule: messenger RNA, 1175 nt
Organism: Zymoseptoria tritici IPO323
Lineage: Eukaryota; Fungi; Ascomycota; Dothideomycetes; Mycosphaerellales; Mycosphaerellaceae
Product: 40S ribosomal protein S1
Exons: 3
Coding region: 38-811 (257 amino acids)
Biological process (GO): translation
Cellular component (GO): cytosol; ribosome
Molecular function (GO): structural constituent of ribosome
Source: RefSeq, a predicted model, not a curated record